Molecule: messenger RNA, 4025 nt
Organism: Vigna unguiculata (cowpea)
Lineage: Eukaryota; Viridiplantae; Streptophyta; Magnoliopsida; Fabales; Fabaceae
Product: leucine-rich repeat receptor-like protein kinase PXC2
Biological process (GO): protein phosphorylation
Molecular function (GO): protein kinase activity; receptor serine/threonine kinase binding; ATP binding
Source: RefSeq, a predicted model, not a curated record
CAUACAGUACAAAAACACUCUCUUUCUCUCUUUCUCUGUCUUUGACGUUAGAAGCUUUAAAUGCUUCACUUUACUCUCUCUGACACUACCCAGAAGGCAUAGAAGACUUAAGAAUAGAACAAACCAAACUUCACAGCACAAGCACUAAUUUAUACUUUUCUCUCUCCCACACUUUCCACUCCUCGAUCUUCAACUCAAUUCUCACUUGCUCUGUCUCUCUCCCUCUUCCAUUAAUGGCUUCUCUUACCUCGAGGCCUUCUUUAUUAUAGCUCUGCGUCCCUUUCGCCGCUUUCCCUGGGAAUCAAAAUCAAAUACUAUCAAAGUUUCCUUCUUUUUCAAAUUUCGUUACAUACCCUCUUCAAAAAAAGUCUUUUUUUUUCACCCUUUUAUUUUCUUGUCAAAUUCGUUAGUGUGAGUGAGUGCUCUUCUUGAAGGGAGUGAUUUUUGAAAUUCUGAACAGGAAAUAAGAAAAGGCCAAAAGGGAAUUUCCUGAAUUUGCUUUAAUUUGUUUUUCUCUUUUUCAUCUCACAUGGCUUUUAUUGUCUAAUCCUUUUAUUUCUUUAUUUAUUUAUUUUCCCCGUUUGUUUGUUUCUACUCCUUCUUUUUGUUUAUAUUCACUUAGUUUUGGAUACUUGCAACUUCUGUUUCCAUUCUGUGUCCUUUUCUAAGCAACCGUGCUACUGUGCUAAGAAGAAACUUCUCCUUCUGUUUGUGUGGUGAGGUGAGGUUUGGUGGUGCAUAUGUUGUGCUUUGUUACGACCUACCGACCUUUUCUGCCGGAUAUGCAACCUAAUGAUAACAGAGUUGUUCUUGUCGAGGGGUAGAAUUUUGGUGAAAUUUGAACGUUUCUCUUCAUAGCAUCAAUCUAUAAAUAUGAUGCAAUUCAGCGUGUGUGUGUUGUUUUUUGUGGUUCUUCUUGCUCCGCUUAUGUUGGUGGUUUCUGGGGACACUGGUUUCAAUGAUGAUGUGUUGGGUUUGAUCGUGUUCAAGGCUGGUUUGGAAGAUCCCAAAAGGAAACUCUCUUCGUGGAAUGAGGAUGAUAACAGUCCUUGCAAUUGGGAGGGUGUGAAGUGUGAUCCUUCAUCGAAUAGGGUCACUGCUCUUGUUCUUGACGGGUUCUCUCUUUCUGGGCAUGUUGAUAGGGGCUUAUUGAGGUUGCAGUUCCUUCAAAUUCUCUCCCUUUCAAGGAACAACUUCACAGGGCCCAUAAACCCUGAUCUUCCUGGCCUUGGGAAUUUACAAACUGUGGACUUCAGUGACAACAACCUCUCUGGGGAGAUCCCAGAAGGGUUUUUCCAACAAUGUGGCUCUCUCAGGACAGUUUCAUUUGCCAAGAACAACCUCACAGGUAAAAUUCCAGAGUCCUUGAGUUCCUGCUCCAAUUUGGCAACUGUUAACUUCUCCUCUAAUCAGCUCCACGGGGAAUUGCCUAAUGGAGUGUGGUUCUUGAGGGGGCUACAGUCACUUGAUCUGUCAUACAACAUGCUGGAGGGAGAAAUUCCUGAAGGCAUUCAGAAUCUGUAUGAUAUGAGAGAGUUGAGUCUUCAGAGGAACAGGUUUAGGGGAAGGCUUCCUGCGGAUAUUGGAGGAUGCUUACUUCUGAAAUCACUUGACUUGAGUGGUAAUUUUCUCUCUGGGGAACUCCCUCAGUCAAUGCAGAGACUCACUUCUUGCACAUCACUUAGUUUGCAGGGAAAUUCAUUCACAGGGGGCAUUCCUGAGUGGAUUGGGGAAUUGAAGAAUCUAGACAUGUUGGAUCUUUCUGCCAAUUCAUUUUCUGGUUGGAUUCCUAAGUCAUUAGGAAAUCUUGACUCUUUGCAUAGAUUGAACUUGUCCAGGAAUCAGUUCACAGGAAACCUGCCUGAUUCUAUGCUGAAUUGCACCAAGCUUUUGGCUCUUGACAUCAGCCACAAUCACUUGGCAGGCCAUGUUCCUUCAUGGAUUUUUAAGAUGGGUGUGCAAAGCAUAUCUGUUUCUGGGAAUGGCUUCAGCAAGGGCAAUUAUCCUGCACUUAAGUCCACACCUACAUCUUAUCAUGGUCUUGAGGUUCUGGAUUUGUCAUUCAAUGCAUUUUCUGGUGUGCUUCCAUCUGACAUUGGAGGACUCAGUAGCCUACAAGUCUUCAAUAUCUCUGCCAACAACAUCUCUGGUCCUAUUCCUGUGGGUAUAGGUGAACUUAAGUCUUUGUACAUUAUUGACCUAAGUGACAACAAGCUUAAUGGAAGCAUUCCUUCUGAAAUAGAAGGGGCAAUUUCACUCAGGGAGCUAAGGCUGCAAAAGAACUUCCUAGGAGGAAAAAUUCCAGCACAAAUUGACAAGUGUUCAUCUCUAACAUUUUUGAUUCUUUCUCACAACAAGCUCACUGGUCCAAUCCCUGCAGCCAUUGCAAACCUCACCAAUCUUCAAUACGUAGAUUUGUCAUGGAAUGAACUCUCUGGAAGUUUACCCAAGGAGUUAACAAAUCUUUCUCAUCUUUUCUCAUUCAACGUGUCCAACAACCACCUUGAAGGUGAACUACCAGUGGGUGGCUUCUUCAACACCAUCUCCUCCUCCUCAGUCUCCGGUAACCCAUUGCUGUGCGGUUCUGUUGUCAACCACUCUUGUCCAUCUGUUCAUCCCAAACCUAUUGUCCUGAACCCCAAUUCUUCAGGUUCCAACUCCAGCAUUUCCUCACAGACCCAUCGGCACAAAAUCAUACUAAGUAUCUCUGCUCUUAUUGCUAUUGGAGCUGCUGCUUUUAUCGCCAUUGGUGUGGUGGCUGUUACUGUCCUAAACAUCCACGUGCGUUCCUCAAUGGAACGUAUGCCUGCUACAUUUGCAAUGUCCGGGGGAGAGGACUAUAGUGGUUCGCCUGCAAAUGAUCCAAACUAUGGCAAGCUUGUCAUGUUUUCUGGUGAUGCAGACUUUGCUGAUGGAGCGCAUAAUCUUCUCAAUAAGGAAAGUGAAAUAGGCCGAGGUGGAUUCGGAGUUGUUUAUCGCACUUUUCUUCGCGAUGGACACGCAGUUGCAAUCAAGAAGCUUACAGUCUCCAGUUUGAUCAAGUCCCAGGAAGACUUUGAGAGAGAAAUCAAAAAGCUUGGAAAGAUCAGGCACUCCAAUCUCGUGGCACUUGAAGGCUAUUACUGGACAUCAUCCUUGCAACUCCUUAUUUAUGAGUACCUCUCAACUGGGAGUUUGCAUAAACUUCUGCAUGAUGAUAGCAGCAAAAACGUCUUCUCAUGGCCACAAAGGUUCAAGAUUAUUCAUGGCAUGGCAAAAGGGUUGGCCCAUUUGCAUCAAAUGAACAUAAUCCACUACAAUCUUAAGUCAACCAAUGUUCUCAUUGAUUGUUCCGGUGAGCCAAAGGUUGGAGAUUUUGGCUUGGUGAAACUACUGCCAAUGCUAGACCAUUGUGUUUUGAGCAGCAAAAUUCAAAGUGCACUCGGAUACAUGGCGCCGGAGUUUGCUUGCCGGACGGUUAAGAUCACGGAGAAGUGUGACAUAUAUGGUUUUGGUAUCCUUGUGCUGGAGGUGGUGACAGGAAAAAGACCUGUGGAAUACAUGGAGGAUGAUGUAGUGGUUCUGUGUGACAUGGUUAGGGGUGCAUUGGAAGAAGGCAAGGUGGAACAAUGUGUUGAUAGAAGACUUCUUGGUAACUUUGCUGCAGAGGAAGCAAUUCCUGUGAUAAAAUUAGGGUUGAUUUGUGCAUCACAAGUGCCAUCAAACCGUCCAGAUAUGGCUGAGGUAGUCAACAUACUAGAAUUAAUCCAAUGUCCUUCAGAAGGACAAGAAGAAUUAGAAUGAGUUUUGUUGCAGUCUUUGAGAAACAGCAUAUAUUGCAGUACCUGGUGAAGCACAAUCCGGUUAAAAAGCUCUACACAUUCAAAGAAUAUCAUUCAGUCACCAACUUUUGUUUGUUCAAGUUGUUGAAAUUUUCUUCUCUUUUUGCUCUCUUAAAUUUUGUUCAUCUCUUAAUGUAUUACUGGAUUUUUCUUCACCAGUUAGACGACUGAUACAAGGAUAAUAUAUCACAUAUCAUUAUAUCA